GUAGCAAGCACAAUUCAAAUAUACAAAUACUAUAAAUAUAUAUAUAAAUGGCGGGCGAUUUGCUUCGAUACUUGCAACAAUAAAAUAGAAAAUUAACGUCAUGUGUAAAUACAUAACUCUAAUAAACAUUGGAAAACUUACGGUGCCCGAAUUUUAAAACAGUUCACAAGAAAUACACAAAUACGUAGUUCAGGUGUCUCUCUGUGAUUUUUAUGUGCCGUCUCUGAGAAUGGCAAUGAGCUACCGAGUCAUUUAUUUUGAUGGCAGCCCAUUUGUGAUUUGUCUUUGCCUGCUGCUGGUUAUUUUCGGAAGAUAUUGUGGCGCCGCAGAUCCCAGCGAUGGGUUGACCACACUAACCACAACAUCCACAUCAGUGGCACCCUUGGCAGCUUUGCCCGCCUUGGUGCAGAGCCCCACCCACAGCUGUGUUAAUUGGACAGCAGCGCCGGAGGCUGCAGAUGGAAACUGCACUCGUUCAACAGGAACUGGAUUAAUCCAAUGCUAUGGCGGCAUGAACAAUCUAGCGGUGCUAAACUCCAAGUUGGGCAAAGUCUUUCCCGCUCAACAGAUGCUUCUUUGUGGCUGGCCAAAGGUGGAUUUUAAUCCACUUGGAGAGCUGCUGAAGUUUCCCAAAUUGCGCUCGUUGACCAUCGAGUAUAGCGGCUUCAUUAAGUUCGCAUUGGACUUUCCGGAUAUGAACCAAUUGCAGGCAAUCAACAUAUCCUGGACGAAUCUCUCGCAUAUCUCGGCACGCACCUUUAAGCGAUUGCAUGCGUUGCAAGUUUUGGAUUUGCGCUGGAAUCAGCUGAUACAGUUGGAUGGUCCACUGAUACUGCCACGCUCCUUCCAACAGCUGUAUCUGGCGGGCAAUCCCUGGAACUGCACCCGUAACUUCAAGUGGAUCCUGCUGCAGCCGGAGAAGGGUCGCCUCGUGGCGGAUCGAGAGGAGCUCAUCUGCACCGAUCGCAAGUACAAGGAGCGACAAAUGAUACUCGUCAUGCACUACAAAGUGGUGCUGAGAAGAGAGUGUCAAUCGCAUGUAGAUCUUUUAAACUGCACAUGUCUUAUGCACCACAUCAUUCCCAAAUCAUACAUUCCACUUUACACGGUCAACUGUUCCCAUCUGCAGUUUUACAGUCUCCCAGCCUAUUUGCCACCCAAUACAACCUCAUUAUAUAUUACUGAUAAUCAAAUCAGCGACAUAAAUCCACUGCGCGAUAAUCCGCAUUAUAAGCAUGUGGUCGAUGUGCAGCUGGAAAACAAUCGGAUCUCGAACAUUGAUGUCCUGGAGGAUACGUAUUGGCUUGAGAACUUUCGCCUGCUUAACUUACAUGGCAAUCAGUUGCAGAAACUUCAGGUCUAUGCCCUCGAUAAUGCCCUAAAUGACAAUUUGAAUGUGAAUCUCCUGCUGCUGAGCAAAAAUCCUUGGCACUGCACAUGCAAAUUUGGGAUGCGACUCCGUGAGCUGCUUACCAAGUACAAGGAUAUUGUGAGGGAUGCACGGAAUGUCACCUGCACCUAUAUGCAGGGUGAUGAAAUGCGUCGUGCCCAGGUCCUGUCGCUGACACGGCACGAUAUGUGCAACAUUACAGUCGAGGAUGAUAUGCGAAUCCAUCCCAUUGACUGGCUGAACUGUGUGUUGGCCAGCCUUAUUUUUCUGAUACUGGGCAAGCUGGCUUAUGACUAUUAUUUCUAUAGAUUCCACGGACGGGUUCCUUGGAUAGUCAUGAAUAUGCCCUAAUUAUUAAGUUUAUCAAAGUAUUACAACUGUGUUAUAAUUAAGCUGUUGGCUUUUAGUUAUAGACUAUAAAAAAGUAUUGUUGAUAAAUUAUGUACUUAUGCAUUUAACACAAAUCAAAAUAUGUUUGUUUAAGUAAGAUGCCCAAUCUGUCCAAGUAUUUAUAAAAUAUGUACUUAAAUUAAAUAGUUAU
This is a messenger RNA of Drosophila grimshawi, 1931 nucleotides long. It is a transcript of the gene swi2, whose product is annotated as protein singed wings 2. Bases 230 to 1741 code for a protein of 503 amino acids. Gene Ontology annotation, cellular component: extracellular matrix. Gene Ontology annotation, molecular function: protein binding. The transcript has 5 exons. Lineage: Eukaryota; Metazoa; Arthropoda; Insecta; Diptera; Drosophilidae. The record is from RefSeq and is a predicted model, not a curated record.